Messenger RNA from Eimeria maxima, 624 nucleotides. RefSeq names its product purine nucleoside phosphorylase, putative. Bases 1 to 624 code for a protein of 207 amino acids. The transcript has 5 exons. Gene Ontology annotation, cellular component: cytosol. Gene Ontology annotation, molecular function: uridine phosphorylase activity. Gene Ontology annotation, biological process: uridine catabolic process. NCBI's taxonomy places the organism in Eukaryota, Apicomplexa, Conoidasida, Eucoccidiorida, Eimeriidae. The record is from RefSeq and is a predicted model, not a curated record.
AUGGAGGGUGUUGAGGUCCAACCACAUAUUAAGCUACGCAAGGAGGAUGAGGGAGGAAGGCAAAAAGGGGAAAAGCUGUUCUUCUUUCUCAUUUUUGUCGUUAAAUUGAUGGAAAGCAGAGGUCAGGUUCAUCCUGUAGUGCUUACUAUGGGUGAUCCAGCAAGAGUAGACGAAGUAAAGGAAUUAUGUGAUAGUUAUGAAGAUUUAGUAUUUAAUAGGGAGUAUAAAUCAGCAAAUGUAGUAAAGAAUGGAUAUAAAUUUACAGUAAUAAGUCAUGGUAUAGGUUGCUGUGGUGCUAUGAUAUGCUUCGAGGAAUUAAUUAAAUUAGGAGCUAAAAUUAUUAUUAGAGCAGGAACUUGUGGUAGUAUGAAGCCUAAUAUAAUAAAACAAGGAGAAAUAGUAAUACCUUAUGCAGCAGCAAGAGAUAAUGAUGUAUGUGAUUUAUAUAUACCUGUACGAAGAGGAAUAGAAACAGGAGGUAUUGCUACUGUUGAUGGAUCUCCUCUUCAAUGGGAUAAGGCAAAUUAUGAUCCAACAGGAAAAGUUGUUGCUGAGGGUAAGAAGAAGAUGUUAGAGGUUGCAAUUCAUACAUGUGCCGAGCUUACAAAGGAAUUUAAGCAAUAA